GUUCUCGCUCUCCUCUCCGCUCAACUAACCCUAGUUGUAUAAUCUUGUUAAAUUUUACAUUAUUUUUUCUCUUUGCGAAAUUCUCUCGCCGAUUCAGAUCCAGGCCUAGAAAGCAAUGGCUGGAAAAGGAGAAGGCCCAGCGAUCGGAAUUGAUCUUGGAACGACGUACUCGUGCGUCGGCGUUUGGCAGCACGACCGUGUGGAAAUUAUUGCCAAUGAUCAGGGUAACAGAACCACGCCAUCAUAUGUCGGUUUCACAGACACCGAGAGGCUUAUCGGCGACGCUGCUAAGAAUCAGGUUGCUAUGAACCCGACGAACACUGUUUUCGAUGCAAAGAGGUUGAUUGGAAGAAGAUUCACUGAUGCAUCAGUGCAGAGUGACAUUAAGUUGUGGCCCUUCAAGGUCAUUCCCGGACCUGGUGACAAGCCCAUGAUUGUUGUGAACUACAAGGGUGAAGAGAAGCAAUUUGCUGCUGAGGAAAUCUCUUCCAUGGUUUUGAUGAAAAUGAGGGAAAUUGCAGAAGCGUACCUUGGUUCAACUGUGAAGAAUGCUGUGGUCACUGUCCCAGCAUACUUCAAUGACUCUCAGAGGCAGGCUACCAAGGAUGCUGGUGUAAUUGCUGGUCUUAAUGUGAUGCGUAUCAUCAAUGAGCCUACAGCUGCAGCCAUUGCUUAUGGUCUUGACAAGAAAGCAACCAGCGUUGGCGAGAAGAAUGUCUUGAUUUUUGAUCUAGGUGGUGGUACUUUUGAUGUUUCUCUUCUGACCAUUGAGGAGGGUAUCUUCGAGGUGAAGGCCACUGCUGGUGACACUCACCUUGGGGGUGAAGACUUUGACAACAGAAUGGUGAAUCACUUUGUUCAGGAAUUUAAGAGGAAGCACAAGAAAGAUAUCAGUGGUAACCCAAGGGCUUUGAGGAGAUUGAGAACUGCUUGUGAGAGGGCGAAGAGGACCCUCUCAUCCACUGCCCAAACCACCAUUGAGAUUGACUCACUUUAUGAGGGUAUUGAUUUCUACUCCACCAUCACACGUGCCAGAUUUGAGGAACUUAACAUGGACUUGUUCAGGAAGUGUAUGGAGCCAGUUGAGAAGUGUUUGAGGGAUGCCAAGAUGGACAAGAGCACUGUCCAUGAUGUUGUCCUUGUUGGUGGUUCCACGAGGAUUCCCAAGGUCCAGCAAUUAUUGCAGGACUUUUUCAAUGGAAAGGAACUCUGCAAGAGUAUUAACCCUGAUGAGGCUGUUGCAUAUGGUGCUGCAGUUCAGGCUGCUAUUUUAAGUGGUGAGGGUAAUGAGAAGGUUCAGGACCUCUUACUUCUGGAUGUCACUCCUCUCUCCCUUGGUCUGGAAACAGCUGGUGGUGUCAUGACUGUGUUGAUUCCCAGGAACACCACCAUCCCUACCAAGAAGGAACAGGUCUUCUCUACUUACUCGGACAACCAGCCUGGUGUGUUGAUUCAGGUAUAUGAAGGAGAGAGAACAAGGACCAGGGACAACAACUUGCUUGGAAAAUUUGAGCUCUCUGGCAUUCCUCCUGCACCCAGGGGAGUACCCCAAAUUACAGUAUGCUUUGACAUUGACGCCAAUGGUAUCUUGAACGUGUCUGCUGAGGACAAGACCACUGGGCAGAAGAACAAAAUCACAAUCACCAAUGACAAGGGUAGGCUCUCCAAGGAGGAGAUUGAGAAGAUGGUUCAGGAAGCAGAAAAGUACAAAUCUGAAGAUGAAGAGCACAAGAAGAAGGUUGAAGCUAAGAAUGCUUUGGAGAACUAUGCAUACAACAUGAGGAACACUGUGAAGGAUGAGAAGAUUGCUUCUAAGCUCCCUGCAGCUGACAAGAAGAAGAUUGAAGAUGCUAUAGAGUCAUCCAUCCAAUGGCUGGAUGGAAACCAGCUUGCUGAGGCGGAUGAGUUUGAGGACAAGAUGAAGGAGCUGGAGAGCAUUUGCAACCCCAUAAUUGCAAAGAUGUAUCAGGGUGCAGGUGGAGAUGUUCCCAUGGAUGAUGAUGCUCCUGCUCCUAGUGGCAGCGGAGCUGGUCCUAAGAUUGAGGAGGUUGACUAAGCACAUUCCUAGCCCUUCUGGUUCUAAGAUAUCUUGCUUUGUUAUUGUUGGAUGUUUUUAUUUUUUUAUUUUAGAAAAAGAUUGUGCUUUUUGGGAGACGGGGGGGUUAUGUUGAAGGUACUCUAGUUAGAUGAUGUGUUCCUUUUGAACUAUUAUUUCAUGGUGAUCGUAUCUUGCUCAACUAGUAGAUCAUUUUGGCAUUUUGCUGAUAUC
Molecule: messenger RNA, 2269 nt
Organism: Sesamum indicum (sesame)
Lineage: Eukaryota; Viridiplantae; Streptophyta; Magnoliopsida; Lamiales; Pedaliaceae
Product: heat shock cognate 70 kDa protein 2
Molecular function (GO): ATP binding; ATP-dependent protein folding chaperone
Source: RefSeq, a predicted model, not a curated record